Vitrella brassicaformis is the source of this 1465-nucleotide messenger RNA. Lineage: Eukaryota; Vitrellaceae. The record is from the annotation of a GenBank genome assembly.
CUUACCAAUGCGCUUGGAAAAGGAAGCAAAACAGCUGUAUGACAGACGUGUGAAGAGAUCUGGGCGAGAUCUGGUGGGUGAGGCAAGAUCAUGGCGUUUCCCGUCGUCAAGCUGAUGAGUGUGCUCGUCAAGCAAGUGUCAAAACCCAUGUGAGCAACCUGACAACAAACAGCCACGCCACCGAUGCAUCACUGGGAUGAACAAUGCUCUCUUGGUUGGUUGGUUUGUGUGGGUGACUGCACUGCACAGGGCCAAGUACAUGCAGCAGCGGGCAGUCAACAACGCCUGGUUCCGCAACGCUUGCAUCGCCUUUGCACAGACCUACCACAGGGGCGAGCAGUGGGUGCUCAGGUACAACCACAUCAUGGCUGUGACUGAAUGGCGAUUUAUCAACAAUGCAUUGGGAUGAUUGUGUGUUCACUUAGGUCAUUCUACGACCAGAAGCUGACGGCGACUUACAUCCGGCCUCUCAAUGAGGCGAAGGCCAUUGAGGUCGGCACCGACAUGCUCGGGUGAGUCCGAGGGUGGGUGGGUGGGAAAGAUGAGAACAGCAGACAUGCACAGAGAGAGCUCUCAUUCUUUGAUUCUCUGCCCCUCCCUCAGUGAGAUUGUCGUUUUUUCCAUUGUCGGUGGUGCUGUGUUGUGGGAGUACCGGAGGUCAGCGGCCAAAGAGGCCGACAAGGAGAGGAAACUACAGACCAAACUCGGCAACCUGCAGGUCCGGCCGCCACGGCACUCACAUGAAGCACAUCACAAUGAUACUUCGUGCAGUGCUUGAGUGGUGCUUUGGGAUGUGUUGUGUUGUGUUGUGUUGUGCAGGAGCAGAUCAGCGUGCUCCAGAGUGAAAAUGACCGGCUGAUGGGGGCCGUCUUCCCCAACGUCGACCACGUCAGGCCAGAGCUGCCCGUAUACAGGCAGAGCAGAAGUGAGGGCAAAGAUAGACACAUCUGCCUUUGUUUAAAAACUCACCCGGUUCUUGUUGCCUUCGCACGCAGGCUGGCUCUGGCGGACACUCUUUGGCGAUCAGCAACGGACACAGCCAGAGGAGGACUCAGUCGACACUGAUGCAUCAGCACCAGCACCGGAGGCCUCUCCACCACCUCCUGCCACAGCCUCUCCACGCAAUCCAAGCGUGUCCCCACCAGCACAUGCCACCAGCAGUGCCUCCCCAAUCAAGCCGGUGCCGAGCCAGACAUCGCGAGUGCCGCCGGGCGGGGCUGCUGGUGGAUCGUCCCCUGACCAUGGUUUAUCGACAGAGGAGACAAGCGCCGUUAGAGGUAUCAAGUGGGUGGCUGACAGAGGCAAGAUCGUCACUUGUGGGUGUCGUUUCGAGUCCUGACUGGGUGAUGGAGUGUCGUUGAGGGAGCGGCCGCAGCCUGAGGUGGCUGCUUGAUGAAUGAGUGCCGUUUUUUGGGUUUGCUUUUUUUGCCAUGGGGCGUGCCAUGAAUUAUGCGUUCGUGUAGAU